Messenger RNA from Chanos chanos (milkfish), 3225 nucleotides. It is a transcript of the gene suz12b, whose product is annotated as SUZ12 polycomb repressive complex 2 subunit b. Gene Ontology annotation, cellular component: ESC/E(Z) complex; RSC-type complex; nucleus. Gene Ontology annotation, molecular function: chromatin DNA binding. Bases 536 to 2608 code for a protein of 690 amino acids. The record is from RefSeq and is a predicted model, not a curated record. NCBI's taxonomy places the organism in Eukaryota, Metazoa, Chordata, Actinopteri, Gonorynchiformes, Chanidae. The transcript has 16 exons.
UCGGUCAACUCGUAUGCUGAUUUACAUUAGUUUUAGGAUUUUGCACCACAGUAAAUAUUUAUAAUGUAAAACGACCCCUCCGAGCUUAUAUUGACAGGCGUUAUAAACUAGAUGCUUUUCUAUCAGUAGGCGAAAGACUUUUUGGAUGGCUAAUAGCCCGCUGUUUGGUAUUUUUUCUGUCGUUUCCAAAUAUUACCAGUUCGCCAGUAAGUCUGUUAGCCAGCUAACAUUGCUGCAUGGUAUCUGUUGGGUGAUUGCUGAUUAAUCGGCAGAUUAGUUUGCUCUGUGUUGACAGUUUGUCGUUGAUGUAGUGAAUGAUGCUUCUGUCGUGUGUCUAAAGAUUCCAUUUUCUCGUUUGGCUGAUACGUCGGGAAAGUUGAGGUGAUGCUAUCUUGCUAAAAGGAUAACGUUAGGUCGGGUUUCAUAGCUCAGACAGUUACUGUCUAGCCAGAUAGCUAGCAUUAUCGCCAAUUUUGUCCUUUGUUGUGGAAACGCUUGCUUGGACGAAGGAAUUAACGUUAACUUCUGUCAUCGGAUGGCUCCCCAAAAGUACUCAGGUCAAGUCAUGAGUAAUGCUUCAAAUUGCAAAACGAACGAUGUUGUCUACCAGUCCUCAGCUUCGGUUAUGAAUACGGUGAAGAAGCCUAAGAUGGAACAAAUUCAAGCCGAUCAUGAGUUGUUCUUACAGGCCUUCGAAAAACCUACGCAAAUAUAUAGAUUCCUGAGGACUAGGAACUUAAUCGCUCCAAUACUUCUACACAGGACUCUGACCUUCAUGUCCCACAGAAACUCUCGAACAAAUGCCAAAAGAAAAACAUUUAAAGUUGAUGACAUGCUCCCCAGAGUAGAGAGGAUGAAAGGGGAGCAAGAGUCUCACAGCUUUUCGUCACACUUGCAACUGACUUUCACUGGAUUCUUUUACAAGAAUGAUAAGCCAUGUCAAAACUCAGAAAAUGAACAAAACUCAGUGUCUCUCGAGGUGCUACUUGUCAAAGUUUGCCAUAAAAAGCGUAAAGAUGUCAGUUGCCCAAUAAAGCAAGUGCCUACGGGUAAAAAGCAGGUGCCUUUGAACCCCGAUCUCAGCCAAACCAAGCCGGGUGCCUUUCCCUCCUUGCUGGUGUCCAGCAAUGAGUUUGAACCCAGCAACAGCCACAUGGUUAAAUCCUACUCCUUACUCUUCAGAGUGUCUCGACCAGGGAAGAGAGACUCUAAUGGGUACAUGAACGGGGAGACAGAUGAGAAUAUUGAUGUCAAAGAAGAAUUCCCAGGCAGGAAGAAGAGAAACUCGUCACACAGAGAUGACGGAGAGGCUACGGAAACGUUCGUCGCGCAGAUGACCGUCUUUGACAAAAAUAGAAGGUUGCAGCUGCUUGAUGGAGAGUAUGAAGUGUCAAUGCAACAGAUUGAAAACUGUCCAGUCAGCAAGAAACGAGCCACGUGGGAGACCAUUCUGGAUGGAAAGAGGCUGCCACCAUUUGAGACCUUCUCUCAGGGACCCACGCUGCAGUUCACCCUCCGCUGGACGGGAGACCCCAACGAUCCUUCCACUGCUCCGGUGGCCAAACCGCUGUCCACGCGCAAUUCUGACACCAGCACCAGUGAGAGUAGGCCCAGCACACUCAGAUCUGCCCCAGUGGCUGUAAAAGACUCAGUCAGCACCAGCAUCCAGACCAGAAGAGAACAGUCGGUCUGCGAACCCAGACAGAAGCUACGCAUAUUUUACCAGUUCCUCUAUAACAACAACACCCGCCAGCAGACGGAGGCUCGCGAUGACCUGCACUGUCCCUGGUGUACGCUGAACUGUGGCAAGCUCUACAGCUUACUCAAACAUCUCAAACUGUCUCACAGCCGCUUCAUCUUCAACUACGUGCCUCACCCCAAAGGUGCUAGGAUUGACGUGUCCAUAAACGAGUGUUAUGACGGUUCGUACGUGGGAAAUCCCCAAGACAUCCACAGUCAGCCCGGCUUUGCCUUCAGCCGCAACGGCCCUGUGAAGAGGACUGCCGUCACCCAUAUCCUGGUCUGCAGGCCUAAGCGUACCAAGCCGAGCCUGUCUGAGUUCCUGGAGUCAGAGGACGGAGAACCGGAGCAGCAGCGCACCUACGUGAGCGGCCACAACCGCCUGUACUUUCACAGCGACAGCUGCAUGCCGCUCCGACCCCAGGAGAUGGAGGUGGACAGCGAGGACGAGAGGGAUCCCGAGUGGCUCAGAGAGAAGACCGCGAUGCAAAUCGAGGAGUUUACUGACGUGAAUGAAGGAGAGAAGGAAGUGAUGAAGCUGUGGAAUCUUCAUGUGAUGAGGCACGGAUUCAUAGCUGACAACCAGAUGAACCAAGCUAGCAUGCUUUUCGUGGAGAAAUGUGGGCCCCACAUUGCCCGAAGGAACUUGUGCCGGAACUUUCUCCUGCACCUGGUCAGCAUGCACGACUUCAACCUGGUCACCAUUUCCACCAUCGACCGAGCCAUGAGCCGUCUUAGGGAGAUCCAGGAGCAGCUCCCCGAUUUAGAGGAGGGGCAGAACGACACGGACAGGACCUGCAACGGCCACGCCCUCACCUCGGGCGUCUCGCUACACGGCAAACGCACCAAGAGCGCGGUCACAGACUGAUGCCGGUCCGCCGUGGGAAUGGUUUGGUUGUCAGAAGAGCGGGUAGUCUCCACAAAGCUCAUUCCAGACUUGUACUUAGCCAAAUGGGCGUGGAGUUUUUAAAAAAAAAAAAAAGCUGAUAAGUGCUUGGACUCAGUUAAAAGAUUCGUUAAGCAUUAUGAGCCAAUGUAGUGUUUCUCCUUCGACACGCCCCUACAUGGAUUUUUCCCCCCUUUUUUAGUAUCAGCAUACUCUCAUCAUGAUCAUAAGAUAUUUUUUAUCUCCACUUGUUUUUAUUUUUGUUUUUAUUUUUUGUUUUGUUUUGAGAGCCCUUUAUACGAAUAUGUGAGUUACUGUAGAAUGGGAAUAAUAUUAGUGCUGAAAUAUUUGUAUUCAUUUUAUCAGUUUCUCACUGUUGGAUCAGUGGUCUUUUAGCAGAAGUUAGCACUUGUUUUGCUACCUGUUACAAUGGCUGAUUUUUAUCUCUCAAAAUUGUUAGAUAUUUACACUGUUUUUUCAUUAAUGCAUCAAAUGUCUUGCAUUAGACUUGAAAGUGAAUGAGCUCGUACUGUUCCACGUUACAGUGAAAACAUUUAUCUACUUUGAAUGGAGAUGCAAUGACAUCGCCUAUUCAUGUC